AUGGCCGACGUAGACGUGCAAGUCCAGUACACCACCACAGAGAGGAAGACCAGGAAGGUCAAGAAGACCUCGAAGCGUAGGGAGUCUAAGGAUGGCGACGUCACCGUCACCGAGGUCGAGCAGACCAACACCACCAACAACGACGACGGCGGCGAAUACACCAAGGCGAUGAACAAGGACUGGCACAGCGGCCACUUCUGCUGCUGGCAGUGCGAUGAGUCGCUGACCGGCCAGCGUUACGUGCUGCGCGACGAGCACCCCUAUUGCAUCAAGUGCUACGAGAGCGUCUUCGCCAACGGCUGCGAGGAAUGCAACAAAACCAUCGGCAUCGACUCCAAGGAUCUGUCCUACAAGGACAAACACUGGCACGAGGCCUGCUUCCUCUGCGCGAAGUGCCGCGUGUCGCUGGUCGACAAGCAGUUCGGCUCCAAGCUCGACAAGAUCUACUGCGGCAACUGCUACGACGCCCAAUUCGCCAGCCGGUGCGAUGGGUGCGGCGAGGUGUUCCGCGCAGGCACCAAGAAGAUGGAGUACAAGACCAGGCAGUGGCACGAGAAGUGCUUCUGCUGCGUCGUGUGCAAGAACCCCAUCGGCACCAAGAGCUUCAUCCCGCGCGAGCAGGAAAUCUACUGCGCCGGCUGCUACGAGGAUAAGUUCGCCACUCGCUGCGUCAAGUGUAACAAGAUCAUCACGCAGGGCGGCGUGACGUACAAGAACGAGCCGUGGCACCGCGAGUGCUUCACGUGCACGCACUGCGACACCUCGCUGGCGGGGCAGCGCUUCACGUCGCGCGACGACAAGCCCUACUGCGCCGAGUGCUUCGGCGAGCUGUUCGCCAAGCGGUGCACCUCGUGCGCCAAGCCCAUCACCGGCAUCGGCGGCACCCGCUUCAUCUCGUUCGAGGACCGGCACUGGCACAACGACUGCUUCAUCUGCGCGCAGUGCAAGACCUCGCUGGUCGGCAAGGGCUUCAUCACCGACGGCCAGGACAUCAUCUGCCCCGAGUGCGCCAAGCAGAAGCUGAUCGACGAUACGAUACUACCGCUAGUCGCUAAAGCGAGGGAUUGGUGCGCAUUCAGAGAUCAAGGGGGGCCCGGCAGCACCAUUUCCGACAAGCGAGCUCGACCC
This is a messenger RNA of Iphiclides podalirius (scarce swallowtail), 1128 nucleotides long. Lineage: Eukaryota; Metazoa; Arthropoda; Insecta; Lepidoptera; Papilionidae. The record is from the annotation of a GenBank genome assembly.